UUUUUCUUUCUUAUAACUCUGCUUUUUGAAGGGUUCGUUGCAGAUUUUGGGAUUUGGAAGCUCUCCAUUUAAGAUAGGAGGAGAUCGACAGGACUGCAGAUAUAUCCAAUGCUUAGUCCGACACGCUAAUGUUGGCAGUAUGGGAAAGAAGGGAAGUUGGUUUUAUGCAAUUAAAAGAUUUUUCUUACCAUGCUCCAAUGAAAAGCUAAAUAAUGAAUUAGAUAAAAGAAGUAAUAAAGAAAAGAAGAAAGGCCUUGGAAAAUUAAGGCAUGGAGAAACCAACUCCUUCCUUUCACUAUUCAGAGAGCCCAGCAGUAUCGAGAAAAUCCUGGGGGAGGCUGAACGAGAGCAUAACCUGAUAUUCAGGCCUCCCUCACCUCCAGAGCAGCCAAUAACACAACCCAUUGUGCCUCAUAAACCUACGUCUCCACAGGUUCAUUCUUCGAGGGUUGCCUCUCCUAGGGUCACUUCUCCAAGGGCUGCUUCUUCAAAAUCUGCUUCGCCUCCAGGAACUGCUUCUCCAUAUCCACCCCAUCCUCCACCCCUGCAAGCUGCUUCUCCACAUGUUGCUUCUCCGAGAGGUGCUACUCCAAAAGCUCCUCCUAGGAUUGUUCGUCCUCGACCAGAACCAACUUUAAUGAACCAGCACGCUUCAGCAACCCAAAUUCAAGCAGCCUAUAGAGGUUAUAAGGCAAGGAGAAGUUUUAGAUCUUUGAAAGGCCUAGUGAGGCUUCAAGGAGUUGUGAGAGGUCAGAAUGCAAGACGCCAAACUACAAAUGCCAUGAAACACAUGCAGCUUUUGGUGAGAGUUCAGUCUCAGAUUCAGUCACGGAGGAUCCAGUUGUUCGAAAACCAAGCACAGAAUCAGUUUAAGAACAAUAAGGAAGCAGAGAGUACCUUGGGCAAAUGGAUAAGCCAGGCAUCCAAGGCAGACAACGAAAACUGGGACGAUAGCAUUAUAACAAAAGAAGAAAGAGAAGCAAGAAAACAGAGGAAGGAGGAAGCAGCCAUCAAGAGAAAAAGGGCCAUGGCGUAUGCAUAUUCUAACCAGCUAUGGAAAGUUACUCCGGAAUCAGCUUACUCUGGUGUUUCAAGCCUGCCCAGCGGGUUUCCAUGGUGGUGGAACCGGUUAGAUCGUCAUCUACCUCUACGCAAUGCUCCUAAAAGCCAAGGUACGAAGAGUUACCAAUUAACACCAACAAGGAAAAAUUCCGAAUUGAAGCCUAGCUCAAGGCCACAGUCAAGCAGCAAUAAACAAAAGCAGUUCAGCGAUGACAACUUCAUCGAAACUCCCACACCAAAAUCCACAAGGUCAACCAUUCUCCCCGCAACAAGACGGACGCAAACACCUUUGAGUUCUAGUAAAAGCCAGUAUCCAAGAUCAAGGACAAGCAAAGUUGGUUCACCAUUCAGCACAAACAUUAAGGAUGACGACAGCCUUAUCAGCUGCCCACCAUUUUCGGUUCCGAACUACAUGAAUCCAACAGUUUCAACAAAAGCCAAAGCAAGAGCUAGCAGUAAUCCAAAAGAGAGGUACGUCAGUACUCCCCGAAGCGAGUCAAACCGGAGGCUUUCAUACCCAUUCACACAAGGAGUUGGAUCAUUCAGGUCAAUCAAAGGGUCUGUUAACGACACGAGUGUUGAUUCAACACUUUCUACACCCACCAAUGCCACUGAUAGAAAGCCAUUUAACAAAUUUGUGUGAUUUUUUUCUCAUUUUCAAGUCCAAUUCCUUAACCUUUGAUUACUUGUUAUUAUGGUGUUCAUCAAAU
Messenger RNA from Hibiscus syriacus, 1772 nucleotides. Its product is annotated as protein IQ-DOMAIN 14-like. The coding region runs from base 140 to 1705 and encodes 521 amino acids. Gene Ontology annotation, molecular function: protein binding. Lineage: Eukaryota; Viridiplantae; Streptophyta; Magnoliopsida; Malvales; Malvaceae. The record is from RefSeq and is a predicted model, not a curated record. The transcript has 6 exons.